Messenger RNA from Capronia epimyces CBS 606.96, 1086 nucleotides. RefSeq names its product glutathione S-transferase. The record is from RefSeq and is a predicted model, not a curated record. Gene Ontology annotation, cellular component: cytoplasm. Gene Ontology annotation, molecular function: glutathione transferase activity. NCBI's taxonomy places the organism in Eukaryota, Fungi, Ascomycota, Eurotiomycetes, Chaetothyriales, Herpotrichiellaceae. The coding region runs from base 1 to 1086 and encodes 361 amino acids. The transcript is spliced from 3 exons.
AUGUCGGUACGCAUCAACCCUCUACUCUCAGGCCUGGUUGCCGUCCUUUUUGUUACCGGCGCGUUUAUCCUGAACAAUGUCUUGCAGGGCACGAAGUCAGCCAUCACCGACUGGGUCCUGCCGGGAGACAAGUCCGGCGAGUUCAAGAGACAGCAGUCCCGGUUCCGCGACUUCAUAUCGAAAGAAGCCAAUGCAGAAUUUCCCGCGGAAAAGGAUCGAUAUCAUUUGUUUGUUUCAUAUGCGUGCCCUUGGGCACACCGAGUGUUAAUCGUACGGAAGUUGAAGGGACUGGAAGACAUCAUUCCCUUCACCAGCGUACACUGGCAUAUGGAGUCGAAAGGCUGGCGCUUCGCUACUUCCGACGAACAGGUUCCUGGCGAGAACGUCACUCCAAAUCCCCUCAAUCCCAACUUCACACACCUUCGAGACAUCUACUUCUCUGUAAAUAAAGACUACGAAGGACGCUUUACAGUUCCGACUCUGUGGGACAAAAAGAAGCAGACCAUCGUUAACAAUGAGUCUUCCGAGAUCCUACGCAUGUUCUACACCGAGUUCGACGAUCUCCUGCCGGACAAGUACAAGAACGUCGUUCUGUUCCCGGAAGAGCUGCAAGAUAAGAUCGAGGAGACGAACGAGUGGACGUACAACGACAUCAACAACGGCGUGUACAAGUCUGGGUUUGCGACAACGCAGGAAGCUUACGAGCGAAGUGUGGUGCAAUUGUUCAAGUCUCUCGAUCGCGCGGAAGCAGACCUCGCAAAUUCAUCAGGGCCGUACUACUUUGGCGACAAGAUCACGGAAGCCGAUAUCAGGCUGUACACCACCAUCGUGCGCUUUGACCCCGUCUACGUCCAGCACUUCAAGUGCAACAUCAGAGAUAUCCGCUCCGGGUAUCCGAACUUGCACAAGUGGCUGAGGAACCUGUACUGGAAUGUUCCCGCCUUUGGUGAAACAACGCAGUUCGAACAUAUUAAGAAACACUACACCAAGAGUCAUAAGCAGAUCAACCAGUUCGCGAUCACGCCGGUUGGGCCGGUGCCAGAUAUCUUGAAGCCGGACGAGGAGGUUGCCGCUGCCCAGCAUUAG